Molecule: messenger RNA, 1652 nt
Organism: Neltuma alba
Lineage: Eukaryota; Viridiplantae; Streptophyta; Magnoliopsida; Fabales; Fabaceae
Exons: 5
Coding region: 66-1652 (528 amino acids)
Source: RefSeq, a predicted model, not a curated record
CUCCGCAUUACACGUUUCUGUUCUCGCACCCACCUCUAGCCGCCACACAUACUGUUUUCAAUUUCAUGAUGGCUCGCCAUUUACAUGAGCUACUCAAGGAAGAUCAAGAGCCGUUCCUAUUAAACAAGUACAUUUCUGAUAGGCGGAGCCAGCUGACGAAAAGGCCUUCGCCCAGCACUACUCUGCAACUUAAGAAACCAAAACCAAUCCAUCAUCACAACUCAAGCUUCAGCCCUGAUUUCUGUAAAAAUGCUUGCUUUUUCUCCUUUCGCAACACCCCUGAUCUCUUAAGCUCGCCAUUCCUGGAAUUCGCAUCUCCGGUCAAGAGCCCAUGCAAGUCCCCUAAUGCCAUCUUCCUCCAUAUCCCUUCUCGAACGGCCGCACUCCUUCUCGAAGCUGCUCUCCGAGUUCAGAGACAUCCAUCAUCUUCUAAAUCUAAAACCCACAAUAAGACAAAUGGGUUUGGUUUAUUCAGGUCACUAGUCAAAAGACUAACGCCGCGAAGCCGAAAGAGGGAAAUACAAGAUGGGGGUGGUGACAGAAGCAAGAAAAAUGAAGAACAAAUGGUAUCUAAUGAUCAGGUGGGCUUUCCAUGUUCUUACAAUGGACGUCCUAGCAGUGCUGUAUGGUCUGAGACCAAUGAGGAUAAAUCUCUGGACAUGGAAACAUCCAGCAGCACUAGCUACUCCGAUGAAUCCCACGAUAUUGACCUUUUAUCCGAAUCCAACCAGAAACACGUUACAGAUUGUGUUUGCUGUGAUCACGACUUCUGCGAAAGCCCCUUUCGCUUUGUAUUACGGAGUAGCCCCUCUUCUGGCCACCAGACCCCGGAAUUAAUGUCGCCAAGUCGUCCCAGAGCAGAGGACAAAGAAAAGGAUGGAACGGAGAGUGUUGAGAAAUCACAAUUAAGGGAGGAAGAGGAAGAGAAGGAGCAAUGCAGCCCAGUCUCUGUUUUAGACCAACCCUUCGAGAACGAUGACGAGGGGCAUGAGAACAUCAAUGAGGACGACGGUUUUGAUUUGGAGUGCAGCUAUGCCGCUUUACAGAGAGCAAAGCAGCAACUAUUGUACAAACUUCGUAGUUUUGAGAAACUUGCAGAACUGGAUCCAAUUGAACUUGAGAAAAGAAUGUUAGAAGAAGAGGAGGAGGAAGCCGAUGAGACACCAGAAGAAAAGGACUAUAACAGGUUAGUCUUAGAAGUCAUCUGCCAAUCUAGCACCCAUGAAAGACGAGGAAUCCCGGAAGACCACAAGAGACUGAUUUCAGAUCUCAUUGUGGAGGAAGAGAGAGAACUUAAUUCCUUGGAGGAGAGGGAAACAGUGAUAAGAAGAGAGGAUGAUGGAUGGAAGAAAAAUGAAGAGCACAAGGAGGAGGUGGCAGGGGAGCUGGAGCUGGCUAUUUUGGGGCUUCUGGUGGAAGAAUUUUCAGAGGAGCUGGUGAUGCGCCUCCUCUCUUGCGUUCUGCAAUAUCAUGAUUUCGGCUUGACCUCAAUGGGAACGUCAGCUCCAAUUGGCGUCAACAAAUCGGCCAUGAGCACUCCACAGCCAAUGCCCUUUUGUUGCUCUCUCUCCUCUCACCCCAAACCCCAUUUCCACACAUUCCCUCCCACCCAACAGCCAAAGCUUGUUUGGAAUAGCCAUUGGAGCUUUUAG